CCUGCUUUGGGACCAGGGUUCAUAGCUGAAGCUGCUACGUACAGACCAACAGGUAGGCUCGGUUGGUUCUGGGUGUGGCCCCCUCGCUGGGGGAAGGAAACCAUCACUGGACAGGCUGGAGAGGUCUCUAGGGAACCAGGGAUCGGCAAGGGGCUGCAGACUCAUUCACUGCCCCAGGCUGGGACAGGACAGGAGAAUGAAAGGCCUCCGCUGGCGUUACACUCGACUGCCCAGCCAAGUGGAGGAUGCCCUGUCUGGGGAGCAGAGUGAGGAAGAGGAAGAGGAGAAAGAGGAGGAGGCAGCCCCAGCCCCUGUUGCUGAAGAUCUCGUGGAGCCCCAGCUGACAGAAGCCAGCCAGGUUCUGGGAACCUCGGAGAUUAGGCAGCUCAGCUUCCACCUCCCCUCGAGAGUCACUGGACAGCCCUGGAAUCUGGUCUUCUGUACAUCGAGGGACGGCUUCAGUCUUCGGAGCCUGUACCGGCAGAUGGAGGGCCACAGCGGGCCAGUGCUGCUGGUGCUGAGGGACCAGGACGGGCAGGACGAGCCUACAUUACUGAGCCUGGAGAAUGGGGGUGCCAGAGGACUCCCAACUCCCUUUCACCUGCAAACCACAAGUUCUGCUUUCCAGACAUUUGGAGCCUUCUCCUCCUCAGCUAUCCGGCUCAGCAAAGGCUUCUAUGGUACCGGCGAGACAUUCCUCUUCUCCUUCUCCCCACAGCUGAAGGUCUUUAAGUGGACAGGAAGCAACGCAUUCUUUGUGAAAGGAGACUUGGAUUCACUGAUGAUGGGCAGUGGCAGUGGCCAGUUUGGGCUGUGGUUGGACGGAGACUUGUAUCAUGGAGGAAGCUACCCUUGUGCGACCUUCAACAAUGAAGUGCUUGCCCGGCAGGAGCAGUUCUGCAUCAAGGAGCUGGAGGCCUGGGUUCUGAGCUGAUGUCCCUGUGGCAGGCAGUGUCCUGUGGCAAUAGACAGAGCCUCAAGCUAUCUUCCUGGGUAGAGUGCUGUGGCCUCAUAGCUCGCAAUGACCUCAAACUCCUGGGCUCAAGUGAUUCUCUUGCCUCGGCUUCCCGAGUAGCUGGGACUACAGGUGCCCACCACAACGCCUGGCUAUUUUUUUGGUUGUAGUUAUUGUUUGGCAGGUUCCGGCCGGAUUCAAACCUGAUAGCUCUGGUGUAUGUGGCUGGUGCCUUAGCCACUUGAGCUAUAGGUGCCGAGCCAUAAACAAGAUUUUUUAACUGCCUAAAACUCACCUACCCCAAACUCCUAAUGUUUUCAUGUAUAUAUCCUUU
This is a messenger RNA of Nycticebus coucang (slow loris), 1289 nucleotides long. It is a transcript of the gene TLDC2, whose product is annotated as TBC/LysM-associated domain containing 2. Gene Ontology annotation, cellular component: nucleus. The transcript has 8 exons. Gene Ontology annotation, biological process: response to oxidative stress. NCBI's taxonomy places the organism in Eukaryota, Metazoa, Chordata, Mammalia, Primates, Lorisidae. The record is from RefSeq and is a predicted model, not a curated record. The coding region runs from base 197 to 934 and encodes 245 amino acids.